Molecule: messenger RNA, 495 nt
Organism: Lactuca saligna
Lineage: Eukaryota; Viridiplantae; Streptophyta; Magnoliopsida; Asterales; Asteraceae
Source: the annotation of a GenBank genome assembly
AUGUUGAAGAAAGUCGACCCAACCAAUGUUGUACUUAUUGAUUAUAUGUCAACAAUUGAUCCCAAAGUUGAUACUGGUAAAUUGUUACCGAAAGCAGGUGCGGGUUCUUCAAAGAAGUCUAGAAAUACGAAGAAGCUUGAGGUCAUCGUUCUUGAGCCAACAGUUAAAGACACGAAGACAUCAAAGUCUCCAAAGACGAAGGCAGAUGAGAAAGUUUCGAAAGUUGAGAGCAAACCGGUUGUACCUGUUGAACCUGUUGUCUCUUCACCAACUUCAGUUACAAUUCCUUUAAAGACUGGAGUUUUACGUCAAUUAAGGCUGAAGUAUGGUGGUUCUCCUACUUCGAGUCUUGUUCGCAAACCACAUCUUACUCAUCAAGGGGUGCUUAUACGCGAAAUCCCAGCUCCAGUUUCUCCUCACUCUAAGAAACAAAGGGUUGAGGAUAUGGCCAAAAAGAUCUCAAAGAAGAAGAAGAAUACAAAAAAGAGGAAGUAA